CCCCGACCCUAGGUCGAUGAUAUAAUUGUCAACCACCUUGUCCCCGCGCGAAACAGCCACUCGCAAUCCACUCACAUACCAUGUCAUUGGCGCAAGCUACGAAAAACGAUAUGCCGUACCAAGUGCGCUCUCUUUAUCGCUCAUUGUUGAGACAAGGAAAUCAAUUUGCCGCCUACAACUUCCGCGAGUAUGCGAAGCGACGGACCCGCGAUGGCUUCCGACAGCACCAGAACGAAAGCGAGGAGAGAAGGAUACAAGAGCUGGUUCAGGAAGGCUUGAAGACGUUGCAAAUGCUGAAGAGACAAACCGUUGUCAGCCAGUUCUACCAGCUUGACCGGCUCGUUGUUGAGGGAGGCAGGACAGGGAAGCAAACGGGUACCGACAGCGACAUUGUGAGACAAAAAGACCAAGGGUGGGAUUGAGCCUAGGUCCGUGACUGAAUUUGGGUCUGCGACUUGAGAAGUGCGACCGAUCAUCACGUCCUAUGGAUAGGGAGCAAGAAAUGACCAGCCUGGAGUAACUCAACACGUCAUAGCGGGGACUGUAUCAUAGCAUGUGCUUAACGGAGGCAUAGAAGGAAAGGUCAAUGUACAAUAUGAGAUACCUCACAGCUACCAUAGAGUCGUUGAUUUUACGACCGCUCGAUCAACACUGGUACAC
Molecule: messenger RNA, 660 nt
Organism: Paraphaeosphaeria sporulosa
Lineage: Eukaryota; Fungi; Ascomycota; Dothideomycetes; Pleosporales; Didymosphaeriaceae
Exons: 4
Biological process (GO): iron-sulfur cluster assembly
Cellular component (GO): L-cysteine desulfurase complex; mitochondrion
Source: RefSeq, a predicted model, not a curated record